AUGUCUGCACCUCCAAUCUCGAGCCCUCCGGCUCCCGGUGUUGUCGAACCCCAUUUACGUCCUAAGCAUCGAAGGACCCAUACUGGAUUUGGCGUUCGUGAGAUCAAGGCCAUUGAAGCCAGCAUCCCGCAACCCUUGAGAGAAACUUGGCGCAAACUUGCUGCUACUGAAUUCAAGGGGAAGGAGGAAUUCCAGCGAGAGGUUGUUCGCCAUGUCGAGACCACUUUGGCUCGUUCAAUGUACAACUGCGAUGACUUGGCAGCAUAUUCCGGUACAGCUCUUGCUGUCCGUGAUAAGCUUGUAGUUUCCUGGAAUAAAACCCAGCAACACCAAACGCUCCAGGACCAGAAGCGAAUCUAUUACCUUUCGCUUGAGUUUCUUAUGGGAAGAACUCUUGACAACUCCUUGUUGAACACGGGAAUCAAGGACACCGCCAGAGAGGGUGUUGGUGAACUUGGUUUCAGAAUUGAAGAUGUUAUUGACAAAGAACAUGAUGCUGCUCUUGGAAAUGGUGGUCUUGGAAGAUUAGCGGCUUGUUUCUUGGAUUCUCUUGCGACCUUGAACUACCCAGCAUGGGGCUACGGUUUGAGAUAUCGCUAUGGAAUCUUCAAGCAGGAAAUUGUAGAUGGUUAUCAAGUUGAGGUUCCAGAUUACUGGCUGGAUUUCAACCCCUGGGAAUUCCCGCGUCAUGAUGUCUGCGUUGAUAUCAUGUUCUAUGGUUAUGUAACCAAGGUUAGCGACAAUGAUGGCAAGAUUUCCCACCUCUGGGAGGGAGGUGAGAUAGUUCAAGCAAUUGCGUACGAUGUCCCUAUUCCCGGCUACGAGACUUCUACAACCAACAAUCUUCGUCUAUGGUCCUCAAAGCCGUCGAGUGGCGAGUUUGACUUCCAAAAGUUCAACUCCGGUGACUACGAAGGGUCUAUCCGUGAACAACAGAAAGCCGAGACCAUCUCUGCAGUCCUGUACCCCAAUGAUAACAUCUCCGCCGGUAAAGAGCUCAGACUCAAACAACAGUAUUUCUGGGUUGCGGCUUCAUUGCACGAUAUCGUAAGACGAUUCAAGAAGUCGCACCGCCCAUGGAAGGAGUUCCCAGACCAAGUUGCGAUCCAGCUCAACGAUACCCAUCCAACGCUGGCGAUUGUUGAGUUACAGAGAAUCUUCAUCGAUAUUGAGGGUCUUACAUGGGAUCAAAGUUGGGAUAUCGUCACCCGUACUUUCGGCUACACCAACCACACCGUUCUUCCGGAAGCACUUGAGAAAUGGUCGGUCCCUCUUUUCCAGAGCCUCCUCCCACGUCAUCUCCAGAUCAUCUACGAGAUCAAUCUUUACUUCCUUCAGGGCGUCGAGAAGAAGUUUCCCAAGGAUCGUGACAUGUUGCAACGAGUUUCUAUCAUCGAGGAGAGCCAGCCUCAAGUAAUCCGAAUGGCUUACCUCGCGAUCAUUGGCUCCCACAAAGUCAACGGUGUUGCCGAACUACACUCCGAUCUUAUUAAGGCUACAAUCUUUAAAGAUUUUAUUGCCGUGUUCGGUCCUGAUAAGUUUACGAACGUUACAAACGGUAUUACUCCUCGCCGCUGGCUUCAUCAAGCAAACCCCAAACUUUCGGAUCUCAUCGCGAGCAAGUUGGGCGGAUACGAUUUUUUGAAGGAUUUAAACCUCCUCAAAGGGCUUGAACGGUGGGUCGACGACAAGGAAUUCCGCAAGGAGUGGAUGGAAAUCAAGCUAGCCGCAAAGAUAAGACUUGCGAAGUACAUUAGGGACACUACUCAGAUAGCAGUGAACCCACAUUCAUUGUUUGAUAUUCAGGUCAAGAGGAUACACGAGUACAAACGUCAACAAAUGAACAUUUUCGGUGUCAUUUAUCGAUACCUGAGGCUCAAGCAGAUGAAGCCUGAGGAGCUCAAGAAACAAGUACCCAGAGCCUCUAUCUUUGGAGGAAAGGCUGCUCCGGGUUACUGGAUGGCAAAAACCAUCAUUCGUCUUAUCACUGCUGUUGGCGAAGUUGUGAACACCGAUAAGGAUAUCGGUGACCUUCUAAAGGUUGUUUUCAUUGAGGAUUAUAAUGUUAGUAAGGCAGAGAUCAUUAUUCCCGCCUCCGACAUCAGUGAACACAUCUCUACCGCCGGAACCGAAGCCAGUGGAACAAGUAACAUGAAGUUUGUGCUGAAUGGUGGUUUGAUCAUCGGAACUUGCGAUGGUGCCAACAUUGAAAUCACACGCGAGAUUGGAGAGGACAAUAUCUUCUUGCUUGGUCACUUAGCGGAGGAUGUCGAAGAGCUUCGUCAUCAACACCGCUUCGGAAAAGUCGAGAUGGACCCCAAACUCCGAUUAGUCUGCGAUGCGAUUGAAGCUGGACAAUUCGGUGACCCGAACAUCUACAACGGCUUAAUCUCGGCUCUUACAACAGGAUGUGAUUACUACCUUGUCAGCGACGAUUUCUCCAGUUAUCUUGCCACUCAAGAUUUGGUCGACACAACCUUUAAGGAUAAGGAGGACUGGGCUACAAAGUCGAUCAUGAGCGUCGCAAACAUGGGAUUUUUCAGUGCCGAUCGUGCUAUCAACGAGUAUGCCGAUACAAUCUGGAAUGUUGAGCCAACCCCACAAAAGAAAUAA
Messenger RNA from Morchella importuna, 2613 nucleotides. RefSeq lists its product as uncharacterized. Gene Ontology annotation, molecular function: glycogen phosphorylase activity; pyridoxal phosphate binding. Bases 1 to 2613 code for a protein of 870 amino acids. Gene Ontology annotation, cellular component: cytoplasm. The transcript has 13 exons. The record is from RefSeq and is a predicted model, not a curated record. Gene Ontology annotation, biological process: glycogen catabolic process. Lineage: Eukaryota; Fungi; Ascomycota; Pezizomycetes; Pezizales; Morchellaceae.